AUGGGGGACUGGUACUUCCUUGGAGGCAUUCUGGAGGAAGUUCACAUCCACUCCACCAUGAUUGGAAAGAUCUGGCUCACCAUCCUGUUUGUAUUUCGAAUGCUUGUUCUGGGUGUAGCAGCUGAAGAUGUUUGGAAUGAUGAGCAGUCCGGCUUCAUCUGUAAUACCGAACAACCGGGCUGCAGAAAUGUAUGCUAUGACCAGGCCUUUCCUAUCUCCCUCAUUAGAUACUGGGUUUUGCAGGUGAUAUUUGUGUCUUCACCAUCCCUGGUCUACGUGGGCCAUGCUUUGUACCGACUGAGAAUUUUGGAGAAAGAGAGACAGAGGAAGAAAGCUCAACUGAGAGGAGAACUGGAGGGGGUUGAGUUUGAAAUGCCUGGGGAUCGCAGGAGACUGGAGCAAGAACUUUAUCAGCUGGAGCAAAGGAAACUAAACAAAGCUCCGCUUAGAGGAACUUUGCUUUGCACUUACGUGAUACACAUUUUCACUCGCUCUGUGGUUGAAGUUGGGUUCAUGAUCGGACAGUAUCUUUUAUACGGAUUUCAUUUAAAGCCUCUGUUUAAAUGCCACGGCCACCCCUGUCCAAAUAUAGUUGAUUGUUUUGUCUCAAGACCCACAGAAAAGACAAUAUUCCUAUUAUUUAUGCAAUCCAUAGCCACUGUUUCUCUUUUCCUAAAUGUUCUAGAAAUUUUCCACCUAGGUUUUAAAAAGAUUAAAAGAGGGCUUUGGGGACAAUAUAAAUUGAAGGAUGAGCAUAACGAAUUCUAUGUGAAUAAGUCAAAACAAAAUCUUGCCAAAUAUCAAAACACAUCUGCAAAUUCACUGAAGCAACCCUCUUCCGCAUCCGAUUAUAAUCUGUUAGUGGAAAAGCAAACACACACAGCAGUGCACCCUAGUUUAAAUUCAUCUGCAUUUCAGGCAGAUCCUGACAAUCACAGUGGAAACGAUGAGAAAUGCAUUUUGGAUGAACAGGAAACUGCAUUUUCUAAGGAGAUGUGCACAUUUAGUACUACCUGUAGUCAUCUUCAACACAUCGGCUCAACUAAUAAAGAAGACAUUCAUAAAAUAUUUGGAAAAGAAGUUAAUGGUAACCAGUUAAGGGAAAAAAGAGAAAUUGAUGGCAAAGACAGCAAAAGAAACGACUACUGUAGAGGUCACUGUCCUAUUCCAGGUGUUGCUGUAGAUCCGGACAACCACGCCGGGCAGUCAUCCCAAACAGCUUUCUCUCAGCCACCUAAUUGCACCUGGAAACCCAGGUGGCUUCGUGCUACAUGGGGUCCUGCUACAGAAGAUGAAAAACAGGCAUCACCUCCAAAAGGUACCAAUAUCAAGGGCCAGCUCAGAGAGGGCACAAUCAGAACCCUUCCUCCUUCACAGGGAGACUUCCAGCCACUUGACAUUCCAGACACUCCUGAUUCUUUGGAAGAGUUGUCCUUUGAAUCCAAGUCGGUCAGAACCUGCAACAAUCCUACUGCUUGUCCUCCGAAUCGCUUAGUGCUGCUGGCAAACAACCUCAGCGGGAGGCGGGCCCCCACAGACCUUCAGAUCUGA
This is a messenger RNA of Equus caballus (horse), 1551 nucleotides long. RefSeq names its product gap junction protein alpha 9 (gene GJA9). Gene Ontology annotation, biological process: cell-cell signaling. The record is from RefSeq and is marked provisional. Gene Ontology annotation, cellular component: connexin complex. NCBI's taxonomy places the organism in Eukaryota, Metazoa, Chordata, Mammalia, Perissodactyla, Equidae. Gene Ontology annotation, molecular function: gap junction channel activity.